Messenger RNA from Letharia columbiana, 819 nucleotides. RefSeq lists its product as uncharacterized. The record is from RefSeq and is a predicted model, not a curated record. The transcript has a single exon. Bases 1 to 819 code for a protein of 272 amino acids. NCBI's taxonomy places the organism in Eukaryota, Fungi, Ascomycota, Lecanoromycetes, Lecanorales, Parmeliaceae.
AUGGCCCAACGAGUUGCCUUGGAUCUAUCCUUCAAGUCACCCAUUCGUCAACUCACUGAGACAAACUACUCGGAGUGGCUCAUUGACGUGCGUGCCUUGUUACGUAAACAAAAGUUAUGGAAGUAUACCCAAGAGACCCCUCCCGGGACAUUGACCGUUACAGCCCUGGCCAAAUGGAAGGAUUCUUCUAAAGAGGCUGCUGAUGCGAUGACACCCACUAUCAGUGGCCCUGUCAAGCAACGACUUGCAGCUGAUGAGUUCAAUUGUGGCUUCAAAAUGAUGUCCCACCUCGCGGAUCUCUACCGUCCCACCGGGGAUAACGAAUUCAUGCGCCUCACCGCACAAUACUACACUAUCAAAUACAACAAAUUCGACUCCGUGACCGACUAUAUCACUCAUAUCAAGUUACUCGAAGAGCGCAUUGCAGCCACCAACGUCAAACUUACGCCCGAUAAACAAACGAUCCUUUGCCUAUCGAUGUCCCUUCCCGAUCAUCUCCAAUACUUAACCAAAAUCUGGGCUGUUACCCCCGAUAUGACGGCUCACAAAGCGGUAAAUAUACUCCUGGAAGAGGAGAGAAAGGGGGAAAAGCCGAAGCUUACGGAGGCGGAGGAGAUAGCCAGUAUAUUUACGAAUGCGGGGGUUAUAAGUGGGAGUGAUAAUCGAAAGAGUUACAAGACGUGUGGCAAGAUGCAUAGACCAGUGUGUUACACCGAGCAUCCGGAAUUGGCUCCAGAGUGGUAUCACGAGAUGACAAGAGGUACGAAGCGGAAGCGCACCGAGAACGAGGCCACUGCGGCGAUUGCGUUUUCUUUUUGA